Cyanistes caeruleus (blue tit) is the source of this 1451-nucleotide messenger RNA. The record is from RefSeq and is a predicted model, not a curated record. Lineage: Eukaryota; Metazoa; Chordata; Aves; Passeriformes; Paridae.
UGCCGCUCCACCGUGCAGGAGCAGACCCGCAGGCAGGUGGCCGUGCUCAACGCCACCGCCCAGGAGCUCUUCAGCCUCUACCUGAAGUGCCAGGGAGAACCGUUCAGCAGCGAGAGUGACAAACUCUGCAACCCCGCCGGUAUCUUCUUCCCCGCCUUCCGCGUCAACCGGACGAGCGAGAGGAAGGAGGUGAUGGUGGCCAUGUACAAGCUCUUCGCCUUCCUCAACGCCUCGCUGGGAAACAUCACACGAGACCAGGAGGAGCUCAACCCCAUGGCCAAAGAGCUCCUCGAGCGGCUCCACAACACCACCAAGACCACCCGAGGCCUCAUCUCCAACCUCACCUGCCUCCUCUGCAAGAACUACAACAUCUUCCAGGUGGACGUCAGGUACGGGGACAGCUCCAAGGGCAAGAGCGCCUUCAAGAAGAAGCAGCAGGGCUGCCAGGUGCUCAGGAAGUACGUGCAGGUCAUUGGCCAGGCAGCACGUGUCCUCCUACCUCAUCUCAGCCCCUCAUGAGCGCCCAGCCCGCCUACGCUGCCUCUCUGCUGCCUUCCGGAUUCCCACUUUCCUAUUUAUUACCCGGACCCUGCGCUGGCCCCGUCUGCCCUCCGGUAAUUUAUUGCCCCUUGAGGGGGUGAACGCUGAGCCCGGAGUGUCCCGGGCGGAGCAGAGGCAGCAUCCAGCAGGACGGGGCAGCGCAUCCCCGAGGAGAUGCCGGGGCACGGGCUGGUCCCAGGAUGUGCCUCAGCCAUCCUCGUGCUGCUGUGGCGUGCGAGGAGCUGUGGGAGCUGGCAGCAGGGCAGGACUCUGUCCCCCACGGACGGUGUCAUCAUGGAGAGCAACGGGACAGGUGUCCUUGAGCACCGUCUGAAAGCUGUCACUUCCCUGGAAAAAGGACUGUGAGGAAGGACACUGGGAUGCAGUGGCUGGCAGGGACGUGGGGACACGGGGACACGCUCCCCCUGCACAUUUUAAGGCUGCAAGGAGCCAAGCUGAGGGUACCGGUGGCUGUGCUGGCUGGGGCUGGGUCCCACCGUCUGGGACAAGGCCACCCGUGUGGGACAGUCACCCCACAGCGGAGCAUCACCCCCCCGCGCGGGCACGGCGGGGCACGGAACGUCCUCUCCUUCGGAAAAGCGCUUUUCCCAUUGGAAGAGCUCUGAAUGUACUGACGGCUACGAGCUGGGCUUUGCACGGCUGAACACAGCCCUGGCAUGGGGACACGGGGACAUGGGGACAUGGGACACGGGGACAUGGGACACAGGGACACGGGGACAUAUGGGUGAGGGAUAUGGGGACACGGGGAUGUGGGGACACAGGGACGGGCCCCAGGCCGGUGGCAGGUGGCGCUGGCUCGCUCCUGGCACCAGAGCGGGCUUUGAUGGUUAUUUAUUGCCUCCAUGGAAAGCCCAGCGUGCACUGAGAGCUGACUUUUAAUAAUUUUAUUG